Macrobrachium nipponense is the source of this 951-nucleotide messenger RNA. RefSeq lists its product as uncharacterized. NCBI's taxonomy places the organism in Eukaryota, Metazoa, Arthropoda, Malacostraca, Decapoda, Palaemonidae. The record is from RefSeq and is a predicted model, not a curated record. The transcript has a single exon. Bases 1 to 951 code for a protein of 316 amino acids.
AUGUCUAAGCCUAAGCAACAUGAGAAAAGACUUGAGAUCGAACUCUUGCUUGACUCCAUCCAACAGCUCGAGACCCGGGAUUUUGUCCAAACAACAGACGCCCUUCAGCCCCUCCUGCUCGCUGAAGCCCUCAUGGAGAGGGGGCUACACACCAGUGGCAUCUUCACCCGAGAGAUGAGAGAAGCAGCUAAGGAGUUGAAGGCCAAGGAAGACAUUACUGUGCAACGGGCAGAUAACACAGCCGCCUUCGUCUUAAUAAAAACGGAGAAAUACCAUGAGAAACUCGAUGCUAUCCUGUCUGACUCCUCAAAGUUUGAACGUCUCACACAGAACCUCACGGAAGACAUCAAGAGGGAUGCCAACCGUGUCAUCCAGUACACCAACAAGUAUCGCAACCAACGAGUCCACCUUCCGCCCAUCCAAGGGGACUUCAGCCUUGGUUACCUCUAUGGGAACGUGAAAACCCAUGAGGAGGGCAACCCUCUCCACCCGAUUGUCAGCCAGAUGCCCGCCCCGACUUACGCAUUUGCCAAGCGCCUCAAUAAAAUUUUGACUCCCUACGUCCCAAGUCGCUAUAGCCUGAGUUCAUCGGUGGAGUUCCUUGAAGAAAUUAGCGAUUCCCCCGGCACUGGCAUCAUAGCAUCCCUUGACGUAGAAUCCCUAUUUACCAACGUUCCCGUUGAUGAGACCAUUGACAUCAUCAUGGAUCGAGUCUACCGAGACCCGUCGACGGCCCCACUCAAUAUCCCAGAAGCCUCUUUGCGCACCUUGCUGGACAUCUGUACGAAGAGGGCCCCCUUCUCCACCCACCGAAGACAGAUGUUCCAUCAGAAAGAUGGCGCUGCCAUGGGCUCUCCUCUGGGAGUCCUUUUUGCCAACUUCUAUAUGGGCAACGUAGAAGAGAGGGUUUCGCCCAGAGCCAGCACCCCCGCAAAUACGCCCGUUACAUAG